Messenger RNA from Eupeodes corollae, 813 nucleotides. RefSeq lists its product as uncharacterized. The record is from RefSeq and is a predicted model, not a curated record. Bases 220 to 813 code for a protein of 197 amino acids. The transcript has 4 exons. NCBI's taxonomy places the organism in Eukaryota, Metazoa, Arthropoda, Insecta, Diptera, Syrphidae.
CUAUUAGCCCUAUUAUGGCUAUCAACUAUCAAUUAUUUGAUAACUGAUAACUUCUAUCAAUUUAUUGAUAAUUUGGUAUUAUGAGUAUCAAAUGAUAAUUUUUCACCCAUUGUGAAUACUAAUCAAUAUACGAUUGUGAAUAGGUUUUGUUUGCUGUUUGACGUUUGUCAUUUGUGCUGAGUUCUUGUGUUUUGUUUUUUAAAUAAUUUCGGCGGAAUAAUGAGUAGAAUAGUUAGCAACAAAAAACAACUAGAAAGGCUUGUGGAAUUGAUGGAGGAAAAUCCUGAGCUUGCAAAAGGCAUUUGUGCUAAGCCAGUUCUAACAAAAAAAUGGGAAGACAUCGCUCUGGAACUUAAUAGCUUGGGGCCUCCAGAACGGGACUCAGCUAAGUGGCAAAGAGUAUGGGCUGAUUUAAAAUGUAAAAUUAAAAAAAAAAAUUCGCAAAAUAAAAUUGAACUCAAUGCGACCGGUGGAGGGUCCAAUAAAUUGCAUCGAUUGACUGACACCGAAGAAGCAGUUAGCCGCCUUAUGCAUUUUCCUGCCUGCGUUGAUCCACCAGGUGUUGAAUUUGGAUUGAAUUCAACAAGUUUUCUUAUUGAAGAAGAUGAAGGAGUCGGAGAAAUUUCUGCAAUGGACACCAAAGAAGUAGUCACGGCCGUGCAGGUUGGACAAGUGAUUGCAGCGUCAACAAAUCCAAAUCGGAAAAAUAAGGCAACAUUUAAGGACACAAAUGAAAAAGAAAGAAUGGCUCUGUUGGAAAAGCAAACGUCGGCGCAGGAAAAAUUUUAUGACAACAUGAGAAUUCAAAGGUAG